AUGGUAUACUCCAGCCUCGCUGCCGGCCGCGUCCAAGGCAUAGAAGUAUGCCCCAUGCCCUACGACGACCCCGACUGUCCCAUCUGCCUAGAGCGCUACCAGUCCAACGCGCUCGUCCUCUACAACGCCGAGUACGCUGCUUCUUCCAUCUCACGCGCAGCCAAACUCACUCGCGCUGUCGCCUCCAAACCCGCAGACCACUCACCCCUCAAACUUCCCUGCUGCCGCAACAAAAUCUGCCGAGAAUGCCUGAACGCCUGGCUCAGCGUAUCAGACACAUGUCCCAUUUGCCGAGGCAAACUCGUCGUGCCGCCGCCGCUCGUGAGAAUGCGUCGUUUUAUCGAUUGGGUCCUCGGGCUGGUCAACUUUGAGUCUCCUGUGGUUGUUGUGCAUCCUCCUCCUCCGUCUGAGGCGGCACAUGCCCCAUCUAACGAUGUCUACUCUGACUCCGAUGAUUCAGAUGAUAGCCGUAACUACGACUAUGAAUUGUACCACGACGAAGAUUAUGGGGUCUUGCCGCUUUUCUGCGGGUGGGAGGAAUGCUGGACGGAUCUCUGGAGAGAUUAA
This is a messenger RNA of Pyrenophora tritici-repentis Pt-1C-BFP, 567 nucleotides long. RefSeq names its product RING-finger domain containing protein. NCBI's taxonomy places the organism in Eukaryota, Fungi, Ascomycota, Dothideomycetes, Pleosporales, Pleosporaceae. The record is from RefSeq and is a predicted model, not a curated record.